AUGGGCGGCUUUGGCGGACGCUUCGGAGGUGCCGGAGCCGGUGGAUUCGGUGGCGCCGGUGCUGGUGUUGGUGGUGGAAUGGGGGGUCUCGGCGGCUUCGGCGGCAUGAACGGCGGAAGGUUCGGAGCCGGUGGACUCGGCGGUGGCUUGGGAGCCGCAGGGCAGUUUGGCGGUGGCGCGGGUCAGUUUGCCGCCGGUGGAGCGGCACAGAUGGACGAGUAA
Phytophthora sojae is the source of this 222-nucleotide messenger RNA. RefSeq lists its product as hypothetical. The transcript is spliced from 2 exons. NCBI's taxonomy places the organism in Eukaryota, Oomycota, Peronosporomycetes, Peronosporales, Peronosporaceae. The record is from RefSeq and is a predicted model, not a curated record. Bases 1 to 222 code for a protein of 73 amino acids.